AAAAUAAUAUUUAAAUAAUUUCCAAUGAAAAAUACAGAUCUUCAAACACAAAAUUAAGUAAGUUGGCUUCUAAACUUGGUGGGGAAAUUUUCUACAAAAGACUUAUAAGGUUAAAAUUUAAAGGAGAUUGGAGAGGAUUAUGUGAAAAAAAUAUAAUAGAUUGCUUAGCUACAAUCAGGAUUUAUAUUUUCCUAUGAUAUUUAAAAGCAAGAGUUUUAAGAAAAGUUAUUUCACAUCUAUCCAAACAUACUAAUUUGUCAAUCAGAUAAAACUUAUACUCAUUUGAUUCUAAGCAAUUGCACUUUACAAAAAGAAUUAAUAUAAUAUAAAGAGGCUAAGACCUAUGGAUUUAUCAUUUCUAAUAAUUUCGGGAAUACUUAUUUGUUUUUUUCAUAAUUUAUUUAAUAUAGAAAUUGGUAUAAAUUGAUGAAAUAAUAUUGUAAAUUAAAUGAUUUUUUUGGUAAAUACAAAUUAACUGAUCGAAUGCUUCCAGGAGUCUAUCAAUGUUAUAAAAAGACUGUAUAAAUAUUGGUUUGAUUAUAGAGCAAUGUUUAAUUUACAGUACAAAUAUAUAAAAUGGAAGAUUUUGAUUAGUGUCCUGAAAUAGAAGAAAUCGUUCACAACGAAAUACAAAUGUUAAGAUCUGUUAAACAUUCAAAUCUAUUAUAAUUAAGGAGAGUUUACGAGGAUGAUUCCUACUUGUUCAUUUUGUUUGAGCAUUUUAAAGGUGAAUCUCUUUAUAGUUUAAUUUAAAAAAACCAAUUGCAUGAAGUCUAAAUUGCAUCAGUAUGUGCUUUUGUUUAUAAUAUAGAUUAUUUACUAGAUAUUAUAAACCUUAAAAUUUCUAGAUUAGCAUUAGUUCUAUCAUGGAAAUUUGAACCCUCUAAAUAUAAUAAUUAACACUAACAAUCAACUUUUAUAAAUAUUUCUCAUCAAUUUAUCUUUUAAAGUACUUGUUUUCGUGAUAUUCAUAGUAAUACAGAAUAAAUGACAAAUUAGAUUGGAUUUUGAAUAGAUAAGUGGAAGGAUUCGUAGCCCCAGAAUUUUAUUUGGGAUUUCCUCCCAAUAUUACAUCAGACCUGUAUAGCUUAGGAGUAUUAUUAUAUUUCAUGGCAUUCCCAAAAUAAUUACCUAAUGAAAAACACUUUGAAAUAUUUGAAAUCGAUAUGAACAAAAUAAAAAUAUUGCAUGAAAUUAAAACGCAACAAUAAUCUGUUGAGUAACUUUCAACCUUAGAUUAGCAAGCUGAGAAAAACAUAAGUCUAAGUGAAUUAGAUUUAUUAAUAAAAUUGCUAGAACAAAAUCCUAGUAUUAUAUCUAUACAUAAUAGGUAAGAGAAUUUCAAUAUUUGAUUGUAUGAUGCACCAUUGGUUUGUAAAUAUCAAGAGUAAAAUAAAAUAAUUGAAUGUUGUAAAAAAAAAAAAAGUAAUUCUUCCAUCUCUUAAAACUAUAAUUGAACUAAGAUCCUAAAGUGAACUAGAUCUGAAAGUGUAAUCUUAAUUAUCCAGUAAUAGAAGAUAGUCACGAUUGACAAUGAAUCAAGGAGAAGAUUUUGAUUUUGGUAAAAUGUGAAAAUAUUUAAGUUAGUUCCCGAUGAAGGACACCCUUUAUAGUAAAUGGCAGGAUUAGACUUUUGUUAAUUAUUAAGAAUCAGUACCUAGUCUAGGAAACUAUGAUUUGAG
Molecule: messenger RNA, 1682 nt
Organism: Paramecium octaurelia
Lineage: Eukaryota; Ciliophora; Oligohymenophorea; Peniculida; Parameciidae
Source: the annotation of a GenBank genome assembly